AGAUCUAUAUAAACCAUGUCGUAGAUCGAAAGUGAGAACUGUACUGUAGGAGUAGGACUAUUAUCACAAUAUCAGUGUGAUUCACGUGCUGUGUAAACAGACUUCGAACUCCAGAGGCUUUGUGGAAUUUCAACUUUUGCGUGUCAGUUGUAUUAGAGACAUGGCAUUCAGUGGCAAAGUGGUUUUAAUUACAGGUGCUAGUUCUGGAAUUGGUGCAGCGACGGCAAUACAUUUAUCACGGCUUGGAGCUUCUCUUUCUUUGACAGGCCGAAAUGAGGAAAACCUGAAAAAAGUGGCAAAGUCCUGUGAGGUUCUUCCGGAGCAUCCUCAACCAUUUUUGCAGACUGGGGACAUCACCAAUGAAAAUGAUACCAAAAAUAUUGUAGAAGGAACAUUAAAACAUUAUGGCAAACUUGAUGUUUUAGUGAAUAAUGCUGGUAUUAUAGAGACUGGAAGCAUUGAGAAUACAUCAUUAGAUCAAUAUGACCGAAUCUUCAAUACAAAUGUUAGGUCUAUGUACCACAUUACUAUGUUAGCAGUUCCCCAUCUUAUAAAAACAAAAGGCAGUAUAGUAAAUGUAUCGAGUGUGAAUGGUAUACGAUCAUUUCCUGGAGUACUGGCAUACAAUAUGUCUAAAGCUGCAGUGGAUCAGUUUACAAGGUGUAUUGCUUUGGAAUUGGCAGCCAAACAGGUUCGUGUUAACAGUGUCAAUCCUGGAGUGACACUAACAGAGCUGCAGAAACGGGGUGGUUUGGAUGAAGAAGCUUACUCAAAAUUUUUAGAACGUAGCAAAGAAACACAUGCUCUUGGUCGUGUAGGGAAACCUGAGGAAGUGGCUGAAGCAAUAGCUUUUCUAGCUGGUGAUACUGCAAGCUUUAUUACUGGUGCAAGUGUGCCAGUAGAUGGAGGUCGUCAUGCUAUGGGUGUACGAUAAGCCCAGAUUUUGCUGGAAGUAUUCAAAUACUUGAAUGGGGCUUUCAUGGUUUAAUACUGCAGCCAUUUAUACUAUACAAUAGAUGAAGUCAUAUUACGGGACCAAAGCAUUUAUUUAUAUAUAUGUGUGAUACUUAUUGUAACAAUUAUAUUAUGAAUAAAUGUAAUUUUCACCUA
Messenger RNA from Schistocerca nitens (vagrant locust), 1110 nucleotides. Its product is annotated as 3-oxoacyl-[acyl-carrier-protein] reductase FabG-like. The record is from RefSeq and is a predicted model, not a curated record. NCBI's taxonomy places the organism in Eukaryota, Metazoa, Arthropoda, Insecta, Orthoptera, Acrididae. The transcript is spliced from 2 exons. Gene Ontology annotation, molecular function: oxidoreductase activity. The coding region runs from base 161 to 934 and encodes 257 amino acids.